AUGAGUGAGGCUUCGCAGUGUCCCACGUGCCGCACGCCCAUGGGGAAGAAGCUCCAGCCCAGCCUUGUCGUGAGCUCCUUGCUGAACGAGCUGCACGUGCGCUGCAUGAACGUCGGCUGCUACUGGACCGGCCGCUACGACGAGCGGCAUGCGCAUGACGCCCGUUGCUCUAGAAACCUGCGACGCUGCCAGGACCUGAAAGUGCAACUGGAGCAGGCGUGCUGCAUCCUGCAGGCGAAGGACAAGGAAGUUUCCGAGCUCAAGGCGAUCGUGGAGAAGCUGAACGGCCAAAACAGCAAGUUUGAGGAGAAGGUGAAGUUGCAGCAACUGCAGCUGAAUGCGAAGCAAAGCAUGUUAGACUUCAAGCAUCAGGAAGCUGAUGACCUGAAGAGUCAACUCUCCCAAGUUAUGAAGCAGCGAAAUGCAAGUCAUUUUGGACUGCACUCGCUGUUUCCGCUCCUAUUCUUGUUAUUGUUCCUGGUGCAUCUUUGGGUGUUUUCGGACAUUUUGCCGGCAGUACUCGGCAUCCGGGAUUGCUUGCUAGCACCGCCAUAG
Molecule: messenger RNA, 555 nt
Organism: Symbiodinium necroappetens
Lineage: Eukaryota; Dinophyceae; Suessiales; Symbiodiniaceae
Source: the annotation of a GenBank genome assembly